Chelonia mydas (Green sea turtle) is the source of this 6615-nucleotide messenger RNA. RefSeq names its product zinc finger protein 132-like. Lineage: Eukaryota; Metazoa; Chordata; Testudines; Cheloniidae. The record is from RefSeq and is a predicted model, not a curated record. The transcript has 2 exons. Bases 1583 to 2695 code for a protein of 370 amino acids.
UUCUGUAUCCACUUAAUGGUAGUUCCACCAAACCCGCAUUUCGCCAGCUUACUUAUCAGAAUGUCAUGUGGGAUGUGUCAAAAGCCUUGCUGAGGUCCAGGUAUAUUAUAUCCACCGCAUUCCCCCUGUGCACCAAACCAGUUACCCUGUCAAAGAAGGAAAUCAAGCUGGUUUGGCAUGAUUUGUUCUUAGUAAAUCCAUGCUGGCUGCUAGCGAUCACCCCUUCGUCCUCCAGGUAUUUGCAAAUUGAAUGUUUUAUACAUGGUUCUCGUAGCUUUCCAGCUGUCGAAGGGCGGCUGGCUGGUUUCUAAUUCCCCAGCUCCUCCUUUACCCCCCUUUUUAAAGAUGGGCACCACGUGAGCCCUUCUCCAGUCUUCCCCUCUCCCGUCACCCGUGAGUUUGCAAAUAUUAUUGCCAGUGGCUCCGAGAUUUCUUCAGCUAAUUCCUUCAACCCCCCAAGUAUGAAUUCUUUCAAACUGGUCGGAAAAUCUCUGACAUGUUCUUUGCUUAUCCCUUCCCCUUUAUUGUCUAUGGUAACUUCGCCAGUCGACCGGUCACAGGUUAUUUUUUGUGAGAAGACUGAAGCCAAGUCGGCACUGAGCAGCUCUGCCUUCCUCUCAUCUUCCGUUACCAGCUCACCCUCUCCAUUGAGCAGCGGACCCACCCCGUCCCUGAUCGAUCUUUUUUGUCUGAUAUAUUUGAAGAAGCCGUUGUCUCUAACGUUGCUUGCCAGCCGUAACGCAUUCUUUGGCUUGGCUUUCCUGAUUUCUGUCCCUACACGCUCGUGCUAUUCCCAUGUAGACUUCCCUGGUGACAUGUCCCUCCUUCCCUGUCCUGGAUGUGUCCCUUUUGGGUUUUAGAGAGCUAAAAAUCUCCUUGUGCAGCCAUUUUGACCUCCUGUGGCUCUUCUUAUCUUUCCUCUGCGUCGGAAUAGCUUGAUGUUGAGCCUCUAAUAUUACGUCUUUUAGGAACCGUCAGCGUCCUUCAACUCCUUUUCCUCCUAACUGGUCUUUCCAUGGGACCUGGCCUGCCAUUUCUCUGAGCCAGUUGAAAUCUGCCUUUCUGAAGUCCAGUGUCCUUGUUUUGCUGGUCUUGUGUCCUCCUGUCCAUGGGAUCUUGAAUUCGAUCAGAUCAUGACCCCUUCCUCCCAAGUUCCCAACCACCUUCACACUUGUAACUAAUUCAUCCCUGUGGGUCAAAACCAGAUCCAAAGUGGUUAAUCCUCUAGUUGUGGCCUCAACUUUCUGAAUCAGAAAGGUGUCCACCACACACACACUAAAAAUUUGCAGGACGUAUUAUGAAUUCACCUGUUUUCUUUCCCUUGAGCAUAAGAACGGCCAGACUGGGUCAGACCAAAGGUCCAUUGGAGGUUCCCCAGAGGGAAUGAACAGAACAGGGAAUCAUCAAGUGAUCCAUCCCCUGUCACCCAUUCCCAGCUUCUGGCAAACUGAGGCUAGGGACACCAUCCCUGCCCAUCCUGGCUAAUAGCCAUUGAUGGACCUAUCCUCCAUGAAUUUAUCUAGCUCCCUUUUGAACCCCAGGGUUUCCGGUUUCCAAAACCAAUGUGAUCACCCCAGCUAGAAUGAGAGGAGGAGCCGUGGGUCCCACGUCUCCGAAUCCAGAAGAAAGAGAGAUCAUGAAAGUUGACUGCGUGGGUGUUGGGAUGGAGAAUGAGAGCGAGAAGCAGAGUCCUCAGGAGGAAGAUGCUGAGCAAGUGGAAGCCCAGCAGAGAAUCCUCACGGACGAGAGAAAAAACACAUGUCCUGAGUGUGGGAAAAACUUCAGUAACCGCUCGGGCCUUAUUAACCAUGAGAGAAUCCACACAGGGGAGAGACCGUAUGAAUGCAGUGAGUGCGGGAAAACCUUCCCUCGGAGCUCACACCUUAUAAUACAUCAGCGAAUGCACACAGGCGAGCGCCCCUAUGAAUGCAGUGAGUGCGGGAAAACCUUCAGUAACCACUCAGACCUUAUUCGACAUCAGAGAACUCACACAGGUGAGCGGCCCUAUGAGUGCCGUGAGUGUCGGAAAACCUUCAGUUACCGCUUAGCCCUGAUAGAACACCAGCGAAUCCACACGGGGGAAAGACCUUAUGAAUGCAGUGAGUGCGGGAAAACCUUCGGUUACCACUCCGAUCUUAUUAGACAUCAGAAAGCCCACGCAGGAGAGAGACCUUACGAAUGCUGUGAGUGCGGGAAAAGCUUUGCUGAUAGAUCAGCCCUUAUUAAUCAUCAGAGAAUUCAUGUGGGAGAGAGACCCUAUGAAUGCCGUGAGUGUGGGAAAAGCUUCAGUUACCGAUCAGACCUUACUACGCAUCGGCGAACCCACACCGGAGAGCGGCCCUAUAAAUGCAGCGAGUGCGGGAAAGGCUUCAGGCAGAGCUCACACCGCAUUCGACAUCAGAAAAUCCACACAGGAGAGAGGCCCUAUAAAUGCUGUGAGUGCGGGAAAGCCUUUGCUGACAGUUCAGUCCUUAUUACGCAUCAGAGAAUCCACACGGGUGAGAGGCCCUAUAAGUGCUGUGAGUGCGGGAAAGCCUUUGCUGACAGCUCCGCCCUCAUUAGACAUCAGAGGAUCCACACAGAAGAGAGACCCUAUAGAUGCACUGACUGUGGGAAAGGCUUCCAUCAGAGCUCAACUCUAACUAGCCAUCACAGAAUCUGCAAGGGCGAUAAACACCCAGUAAACCUUCUCUAGGGCUGACAAAAUAUAUUUUUUGCCUAAUUCCCAUUUAGUGGCCAUUGGCACCAUUUGAUUCACUGUGUUCCCUGAGCUAUCCCAGACGAUUUACCUGCUUUUGCCUUUUGCCGCUCAACCUUUGGGGUUAAUCCCAUGGUCCUUUCUUUCAGCCCCUUUUUUCGAAGAGUAAGCCCCUUCGUUUUCAGUUUAAACCAAUUUUUACCGAAAAAAUCUUGGGUUCGACAAAAAGAAUUAUUCGGUUUUUUUCUUCCGAUUUUCACCCUACUUUUGUAUCAUUCAAAUGUAUUAAAAAUAACUUGUUUUAUUAGGGAAAUACAAGGCAUGGUGUGACCUAGAUGUAUUAAGAUAAUACACGAGCCUGUGUGUCUAUGCAAAGCUGCCUGGUGAAGUAAGGCUCUGUAUUCGUCUAGAAGAUACACACAACAAACAAACAGGUGCGCACACACAAACUCUGAAGUGCGGGCGCAUCUGAACGUACUGAUGAAUCUCACGCCCAUCACGUACACAUUUCAAGCUGUUAGCAGAUGACGGUGUAAAGAUCUGACACGCUAAAAUUGGAAGAAAAUGAAAAUGCGCAUCAGAAUAUGUUUCAGGACCCAAGUACGUAUUCAAAUGUUUUUAAAAAAUAGAAACAGGGAGGAAAGGAUGACGUUGAGCGUAUGUGCUCCAAAUGGUGGGGCCCAAUUAUUACAUGGAAAUAUUUAUCGGCUGAUGGUUCUUCGUCUACAACAAUAAGCUGUUUAUUCAAAUGACAAGCUUUAUUUGGGGACUAGAGACAUUAUUGUCUUAAACUCAGAGGUGGCGUUGUGUUUUGAGCUCUGAUUCAGUUGUGCCGCAAACCACCUUGAAUUCCAUUCAUCAAAGCAUUAAUCUGCUGAAUACUUCCCCCCCACCCCCGUCCUUCUGUCCACCAAAAUAAACCCCAGUAUUUACCCAGAAAAAUUAAUAGGUUUUUCCACUGAUUUUUCACCUGUUUUUGUUGUUGCAGAAAUAAACUCCGAUAAAUUCCCUGGAAAAAUUAAAUAAAAUAACCGAAAACAAGUGUCAGAGGAGCAGCCGUGUUAGUCUGUAUCCGCAAAAAGAAAAGGAGGACUUGUGGCACCUUAGAGACUAACCGAAAACAAAGGGCCCUACCUAUGCGUCAUGGGAGUGUGUGUCCCUGCUACCAUCAAUCCCAGGUGGGAGAGAGAGGGGUAAUCUUGACUAGCUACAUCGAGUUAAAAUCUCUCUGGGCCUCAUCUCCGCUCCGCUUUUCCACGGAGUUAGCUCGCUCGAGUUAGCUGUCCUGAUGUAAAAACACAACUAUUCUUGCAGUGAAGACACAGCCCCUGUGUACUGGCCAGGGUUGUGUAGCACGUUUCCUCAUGACUUGACCUAACCUCUCUCACUUCGACUGAACAGACCUGGAGCACGUAUUUCUACUCUUCCUCCCACUGCAAAGAAGUCACUAGAGUCCCCAAGUUCCCCCUUUAGGGAAAAAUUGUCUCAUUCCCCGUUGUUCUCACGUUGCCCUGUUGGUUACUGGUCAGCAGAUAUUUAUAGUACCGUUUUUCUCAUUUAAAAUAGAUUUAAGCAGGGGCAGAGGCAUGUAAAAAUGUCAUUUCUGCCCCUCUAACACCAGAGGGAAAUGGGAUGAAUCAAAGGAAUUCCCUCCUUCCCUACCAUCCCAGCAGUGUUACCUUCUGUAUGAGCCGGGCAGAGUUUAUCUUCUUCACAUGCUGCUUGCCCACCUCCCAGCGUGUGAGAUGAUGCAGUGUUCCCAGGCCUCUGUGCUUUGAUUUCUUUGAUCCCAAAUCCGACUCUUAGGCCUGGAGAUGAAAGUGUCACAGACUUUAAAGGGCCAUUUGAAUUGACCUCAAACAAAGUGUGAUCAUGCAAAGUUUAUAUCCCAGUUUUCCACUUCUGGGCUUUUCCUCUCCUGAAUUGGGAUUGUUUGCAGUGGGGACAUUUGUAUGAUGAUGCUGAAACUCUUGUAAAGAAGUUGACUCAAUAAUAAUGAGACAGCACUGAGUGAAGUAAGUUUGAACGGACCAGAGGAGAAUGUGAUGAGAGAAUCUGUUGUCCUGAUUCUGAGUGAUCGGAUGUAACCUGCUCUGGAAUUUUACUUAAUAUGUAGGGUGACCAGAUAGCAACUCUGAAAAAACAGGACAGGGGGUGGGGGUAAUAGGUGCCUAUAUAAGAAAAAGUCCCAAAAUACGGGACUGUCCCUUUCAAAACGGGACAUGUGGUCACCCUAUUAAUAUGAAACUGAAAAUGUUGUAUUCCUCUCUGUGAUGUGGGUUUUUCUUCUUUUUACCAAAGGCUAUUGGUAUUAAUUUUGUUUGGCAGAGUAUAGCUCAGAAUUCUUGGGGCUUAGAGACAUAUGACCAUUUGCUAAAAGUCAUUUCUUACUUAAUUUGUUGCUUUUUCCACUCCCCUUCCUGAUCACCUGGAGAAAGUUCCGUCAAGAGGAGAGGACACUCUAAGCUAUUGGACAUGCUACCAAGGAAACAGUAAUGUUUUUACAUCUCUACUUUCAAAUGGUGAACAGCGGCAGAACCCAGAUUGUGUAACUAACUGAAGUAAACAGACAUGAUCAUGCUUUGUUCAGUUGUUUAGGGCAGUAUUUUCUCAGAUGAUCUGGAGAGAGAAUUCCAUAGUAAGUGACCUAGAACUAAGCAAAAUGAACCUGUAUUUCCCAGAUAGUUGUGAUCCGGGCCCUACAGGAAAUUAUUCCUGAAGAUACCUCUGAUCUAAUCCUAUGAUUUGGAAAAUGCUCUCCUUAACUAUGCGGAUAAGGAGGCAAAAGAAGUGGUAUUUUCAAUGAACUCACGCUCUGUAGUUGCUGAAAAUGUGUAUAAAGUGAAGUCACAGUUGAAUGUUAGCUGACCGAGAUUCUGAUCCCAGGCCUGUAUCGAGUUUUCUAACUUAGACCUGUGCCACCAGACUAAAGAAAUGAACUGGGCAUGUUUGGGGAAGCCGUUCCUCACUAGCGCGGCUGAGAUUCUGGGUGGCUUGGUAGACAGUUCUACUCCAGAGAAGUGUGAAUUUACCCUGACAAAGGUCAAAGAUUUGGGAAGAAUUCAGGUAGAAGUAGCAGGCACCCACUGGCUGGCUCUCACCCCGGCCAAGGAAGCUGUGAAGAACUAUGUCCAACUCAAGCUAUUUUUUAGAACAACAUUCUCUAGUUCAGUGGCCCCGAUUACAAUCCCAUAGUUAGGUUGGGAACAAUUGUCCUUUACCAUUUGGAUCCAGAGUUUCAUGAAGCAAAGAAAGAAACAGCUGAUGCCUUUAGAGGACAGCCCUUCCCCCUGGAUCCCAGUCUGGCUGCCUGCUUGACACGUUCCAGAUUCAGACUGCAGGAUACUCAAAUGUUGAGUCCUGAUUCCGUGCUUUUUUCUCGUAGGUUUGCUCUUGUGUAUUGUGUAGUUACCUCAUUUUCCCUCCACCUCCGGCUUCUCUGAAAGAUUUUAAAAAGGUGAAAAUCGAAGAGAGGUGCUUUUUCUCAUGGUACAGGCCUUCCCACCGAGUGUGAGACCCCCUUCCACCAACACUUGUGGGAGAAGACAGACAGACAGAUAGAUAGAUAUAGAUAUACAUGAACUCACUGAAGUGGAAAGCAUCUAAACCACAACCCUAUAGAAGUGUUCCCUAAGUGGAAUUGGAGAUGAACAGAAAGUGAACAUAUAUGAUAAGAUUUUGAAUAUGUAACUGUUACCAGUGUGAAUGAAAGUAAACCAGAAAUUAAUGAUUCGCUGAAGAACAAAAGUCUGAGGUUAAAACACAAGUUACCUCAGAAAACUGAGAGUUAUACUGUAUGACGUGACACUCGCCUACUUGCACCAAGGGAGUUCUGUUUAUGUUUUAUUUUAAGUUUAGAUUAAUUGUAUUAGAACAGGCUGAUUACACUCAAUAAAGAAAAUACUUUGUGGUGGAAA